Molecule: messenger RNA, 1888 nt
Organism: Oldenlandia corymbosa var. corymbosa
Lineage: Eukaryota; Viridiplantae; Streptophyta; Magnoliopsida; Gentianales; Rubiaceae
Source: the annotation of a GenBank genome assembly
AUGGGAAGCGAGAAGGUGUUGGUGAUGUUGGAUGUGUCAAAAGAUGUGAAUUGUGGUAAAAUUGCAGAGAGCCUCACUGACUUACCUUUGUAUCCUGGUGACCAGCUAAUUCUCCUCGGAGUCCAACCAGAGGUUACCAAUAAAUCAACCGGGCACAAGAAUAACGUACUGAAAACUUCUGGUCCACAAAAAUCGAUAUCUUUUAGGGAAGAUUUUUCAAGGAAGGAAGAACAGCUUUACCAAAUUGCGGAAAUUCUGAAGCAGUCAACACUCGGGAAGAUCAAGGUGGAUGUAGAGUUACGAGUUGGAUCUUCACGUAAGGCGGUGGUAGUUGAAGCUGCGGUAAACUUAGGGGCCACUUGGAUUAUACUUGACAGGUCGAUGAAAAAAGAUAAGAAGUAUUUCAUGAAAAACUUGUGGUGUAAGAUAUCAAAAUUUAAACGAAAUAACACAAUUGACCUCCUCCGAGGACCAUUAGGAAGAACAGACAAGAGCACAGAAAAGCCAUCCAGCAAAAGCCUUAACAGUAAUGGUCAAGUAUCAUACGGGGAAAUGAUCCCUGAAUAUUCUUGGGAAGAACUUUAUCAAUCUCCCACAAUAGUUGUAUUAAAUAUAUAUUCUAUCAGACAGAACCCAUUAGAAGUAAUAAGUCAUAAUUCAUCACACCAAGCCACCAACAUUGUUAACACAAUAUUGGCAGCUCAACGUGAAGUUGAAGAAGUGACUGAUCGGAAAAUAGAAAGAUCAUCUUUUGACGACGACGAUUCGCCACGAAAAGCCACAUACAUUUGCUCGGUUUGCGAGAACAGCCGGCCGAGAAUCAGUUGUCACAGGGACUUCAAAUACGGAGAGCUUUAUGAAGCCACAAAGGGGUUCUCGGACGAGAAUUUCUUAGGGGAAGGUGGAUUUGGUUCGGUUUAUAAAGGGGAGCUGAAAAAUGGGUUGAGAAUUGCGGUGAAGCAGCAUAAAGAUGCAAGCCUUCAAGGCGAGAAAGAAUUCAAGUCGGAAGUUGAAGUACUUAGUAAAGCCAGGCAUGAGAACUUGGUGAUGCUGUUGGGAUCUUGUUCACAUGGCACCCAUAGGUUGCUUGUUUAUGAAUAUGUUUGCAAUGGUUCCCUCGAUGACCAUCUAUCAAAAAAUGGGAACAUAUAUUUUACAUGGGAGCACAGGAUGAAGAUAGCUUUGGGAACCGCCAAAGGAUUACAAUAUCUUCACAGCCAUAACAUCAUUCACAGGGAUAUGAGACCUAAUAACAUACUCAUCACGCAUGAUUAUGAAUCUCUGUUGGGAGACUUUGGACUAGCAAAAACACAACACGACAACAACUCCGGCAACAGUGUGGUCGGAACUUUGGGAUACAUGGCACCUGAAUAUGCACAAACCGGCAAAUUCUCAACUAAAACGGAUGUAUAUUCAUUUGGGGUGGUUCUACUACAGCUUAUCACUGGCCGGAGAACCACGGAUCCGAUACCCGGAGGGAAGAGUCUCAUCAGAUGGGCAAAACCACUAUUAAAGGAGAGGAAUUAUCCGGAUCUGAUUGACAGAAAAAUAAUUGACUCCCAUGACGUCCUCCAGCUAUUUUGGAUGGUCCGAUUAACAGAAAAUUGCAUUAGCAACGAUCCCUGCCAUAGGUUUACCAUGGAUAAGGUAGUCAACGCGUUGACCUCCAUCAAGAACUGCAGCGCAACUUGGAUAGAAGACAUAUCUCCGAUAUCGGAUUUGACAAUCAGCGUCAGUGGUUCCGGUGAGGCCGAAGAAUAUCAGAGUGCAUAAAGUCACAUAAACUGUGGAGAAAAUUGAAGAUGGGAUGAAGUGGAGGGAAAAGAUAAAUUCGUCUCCUAAAAUUGAAUAGCUAGCUCUAUCGGACACUGCAAUUUGUGGGGUGCAG